Messenger RNA from Hyaloscypha bicolor E, 1356 nucleotides. RefSeq names its product alpha-ketoacid dehydrogenase kinase. Gene Ontology annotation, molecular function: pyruvate dehydrogenase (acetyl-transferring) kinase activity. The coding region runs from base 1 to 1356 and encodes 451 amino acids. NCBI's taxonomy places the organism in Eukaryota, Fungi, Ascomycota, Leotiomycetes, Helotiales, Hyaloscyphaceae. The transcript is spliced from 2 exons. Gene Ontology annotation, cellular component: mitochondrion. The record is from RefSeq and is a predicted model, not a curated record. Gene Ontology annotation, biological process: regulation of glucose metabolic process; protein phosphorylation.
AUGAAAUUAAUCUCCCGGCCAUUGCGGCCCUGCGACUGGACCAUCUUACCUCAAUGCCCUUCUCGGCCAUUCUCACGCCCUGCGAGUUUUGCACGGCACCCUUCACCGUCUGCUCACAAAUGGUCCCAUCCACCCAGCUCGACAACCAUCGCCGACGACGAAGUUGCAAACCUCGCAAGUCAGCCGCUACACGCUCUGAGUCUGGCAGAUCUAGUCAAGCAUGGACGACCACCCCUCUGCACAGAAGCGCUGUUUUCUUCCGCCAACUUCACCCUCUCACUUCUCCCGAUUCGACUCGCACAUCGAAUACAAGCUCUUCGAAACCUCCCCUUCAUCGUCGUCUCGAAUCCCAACAUCUCGAAGAUCUACAACAACUACCUGCAUUCGUUGUCGACCCUCCUUCCCUACAAUACAAAGACCAUAACCACGCUCGAAGACGAGAUACGAUUCACAGCAGUCCUCGCAGACCUGGUCGAGACACACUCGCACACGAUACCCACACUAGCUCGGGGCUUUUUGGAGUGUAGGAAGUACAUCAAUCCUAUCGAAGUGACGCGAUUCUUGGAUGAACAUCUGCGGGCUCGAAUUGGUACACGAUUAAUUGCGGAACAGCAUAUCGCUCUACACAUAUCAUCACAGCCACAUCAAGACCCAAAGUCAACCCCCCACCCUGUCGACGUGGACAACUCCUCCUACAUUGGUGUCAUUGAUACAGCUUUGCAGCCCGCUGCUAUCAUCAAUUCCUGUGGGAAUUUCGUUUCCGAGAUCUGCGAACUCAAAUAUGGUGUGCGGCCAACGUGGAUCAUCGACGGAGAGCCUGCCACGACUUUCGCUUUUGUCCCAGUACAUCUCGAAUACAUUAUUACAGAACUGCUGAAAAAUGCUUUCCGCGCAACUGUCGAAUCCGGCAGAUCUCACGAACCAGUUGUCAUUACCAUCGCUGCAGAGCCAGAGUCCGCCGCUGACAUAGAAAAAGCAUUGCCCCGUGCAGAGCCCACUGAUAAUCCCCCAAUAAAGCCCUUCGAGGAAUCGGCUCCUGGGGUCACAAUUCGCAUUCGCGAUCGAGGCGGCGGGAUAAGUCCAGAGGUUUUGCCAAACAUAUGGUCAUAUUCCUUUACAACAUUCUCAGAAGAUGAUCUUCCUGGACAGGCUCCAGGCAGUGGGAGCAUGGACGCCCUGAAUGCGAUUUCUGGUGCUGGUGGAGAAGGAAGCUCAAUUGCUGGUCUGGGGUACGGGCUGCCACUUGGCAGGGCAUACGCAGAAUACUUCGGUGGCGGAAUCGCCGUACAGAGUUUAUACGGUUGGGGUUGUGAUGUUUAUCUCAGGUUGAAAGGCCUGGGCCGACCUAAGGGUUGA